This is a messenger RNA of Sorex fumeus (smoky shrew), 1621 nucleotides long. It is a transcript of the gene NSL1, whose product is annotated as NSL1 component of MIS12 kinetochore complex. Gene Ontology annotation, cellular component: kinetochore; MIS12/MIND type complex. NCBI's taxonomy places the organism in Eukaryota, Metazoa, Chordata, Mammalia, Eulipotyphla, Soricidae. The transcript has 6 exons. Gene Ontology annotation, biological process: mitotic sister chromatid segregation. The record is from RefSeq and is a predicted model, not a curated record. The coding region runs from base 1 to 771 and encodes 256 amino acids.
AUGGCUUCGCGGGCGGAGGCGGCGGGCCCGGGGACCCCGCGCGAGGACCCCCGGGUGCGCUGCACGUCCCGGCGGGCCGUGGCCCGCGCGCUCGAGCUGUGCGGCCGCUUCGUGCGGGAGCUGGGCGAGGCGCUGCCCGCCGGCGUCCGGGAGCCCGCGCUGCGGGACGCGCAGUGGACGUUUGAGGCCGCAGUGCAGGAGAACGUCAGCGUCGGCGGGCAGGCCUGGCAGGAGGCGGGCGAGGCGACCGACGGCUCUCCGGAUUCUGAUAUCAAAGUACUUGAAGAUCAGUUUGAUGAAAUCAUAGUCGAUAUAGCCACAAAACGCAAGCAGUACCCCAGAAAGAUCCUUGAGUGUGUCAUCAAAAUCAUCAAGGCAAAGCAGGAACUUCUGAAGCUGUACUGCCCUGUCGUCCGUCCACUGGAUCUGACGUCGGAGCCCGACCUGGCCUCUCGUGUGGCCGAUCUGGAACAGCGAGGAGAAGAGAUUGCAAAGGCGAUUGGUGAGGCCAUGAAGUCCUUACCUGCGUUAAUCGAACAAGGAGAAGGAUUUUCCCAAGUCUUGACGAUGCAGCCAGUGAUCCAUCUCCAGAAGGUUCAUCAGGAAGUCUUCUCAGGCUGUUCUCCAAGCUUUGCCACACAGCUCGAAGCCACACCGCCAGAGGCAUUCGCCCGCAAACCCUCCAACCUGGCACUGCCACGCAAGCGGCCCGCAGGCUCACCCCAGAGAAAGUGCUAUCCGCGGCGCAGGCAGAUCCCCCUGGAUACCUGAGCGCUGGGAGCACGGCAGCCGGCUCAGGCCUAUGAGAAGCAGCAUCUUUGGGGGGGGGGGGGGGUUGCAAUGCCUGGAUUGAGCUGAGGGCUUCACCCCUGCAAGCACAUGCUUAACCACUGUGCCACAUCCCUGACCCCAGCAAAUUUUUUCUUUUUUUUGAUGGGGUGCAGGCGUGGUGUGGGGCUAGGGCUCCCGUUGGGGUUGAAAUAAAACCAGCAAAGUUGGGGCUGGAGCCGUAGCAUAGUCAGGAGGGUGCUGUCCUUGCACGGAGCCAACCUACUCUGAACCCCAGCAUCCCAUGUGGCCCCCCAAACACUGCUAGGAGUGAUUCCUGAGCACGGCCUGGAGAAAUUCCUGAGCAGUGCUGGGUGCAGCCCGAAGUCCAGCCUGUAAGUCCUCCCCCAGCCCAGCAGAGGUUCCUGCCUGGUGUCUUGACAUUUCAGCAGCUCUGUGCUGUGGGCCGCUGGGACUGAUUUCAUUCCUCUUUUCCGCCUACAUGAAGCCCCUGUGCCCUGUGCCCGCACCCCCCAGUGGGUGCCCGGUGCAGGUCUGCUGUCCUUGGCCAUUGGGGAUCAGGUCGAUACGUGCAGAGGGGUGGGCCUGGCGGCAUCUCUGGGGGUGCGGCCAUCUGUGGGGGUCUCACUGCCACUGCUGCAGGCACAGCUGUGCCGAAUGAGCAGCUGCCGCAUUGCUACCCCUGGCCCAUUUCUGAGUGGGCUAUGUCGGCUCUGUGGACCCUCGUUUUAGAGUAUUUUGUAAGACAAAGCAGACUUCCUAUGACUUAGACUUUAGUGUGUGCAAAUUACUUACGUUUCUUGCUCAUGUUUGCCAAGGUUCUAGUUUUCAA